AUGUCAACGGAUAAUCGCUUAGUCUGUUAUAACAAACCGAAUCACUCCAGAAUUUGUAUAGAUGUUGUGAAACUACUUGGCGAUAAAUAUGAACUUUCGCUCAAAACCGGGAACUUCAAAGAUUGGAAGUUCAAUUUUGACUCUACUAUACUCAAGUCGCUUCUUCGUGAAGCCUGCAAAACUUUCCUGCGAUCAGUUAUUCCACAUCUAAGAGUCCAGUCAUCACAUAUAAGUCUUCCAUGCCCUCCGACUCUGAAAAUAGUUGAGGUUACAUCAGAGGAUGACAUAGCUGAUACUUGUACAUCCACAUCUCAGCCACAAGUUCAAUUCCCCAGAACAAGAAUAAUCGCGCUUCCUUUUAAUACUCAAACAAAAAGCCUUACCAAAAAAAGAAAAAAGGUAACAGUAGCUUCGUUAUUGGGAGAUGUUGAGUAUUACACUUGUAAGAAUUGUUUCAAGUCUUUCAAUCGGAAGUUCAAUAGAUUCAGGCAUGAGGUUUCGUGUCAAACUUCAGCUUUCCUCUUCCAUUGUUAUACCUGCACAGCAUCAUAUCAACAUCCAACGCAUUUUGCGGAUCAUGUGAGAACACAUGAGAAUAUUAAAAUUGAGUGUCAUACAUGCGAGAAACAAUUUACGACGAAAGGAUCGAUGAGAGCCCACUCACGACUACACAAAUCUGGAAAAAGUGAGAAUUUGGUUACCCCCUCCUCUGGAUUAAGAAGAGAUGGAAAGAGAAAAUGUGCUGCUGUUCAGCAAUCAGAUGCUUCAAUAUCCUUAGGAUCCGUUCGAAUCCCUAUUGAUUUCAAGGUUGAAAUGUGA
Auanema sp. JU1783 is the source of this 819-nucleotide messenger RNA. The record is from the annotation of a GenBank genome assembly. Lineage: Eukaryota; Metazoa; Nematoda; Chromadorea; Rhabditida; Rhabditidae.